AUGCUUGAGGUUCUUAAAAGACAGGUAUUAACUGGUAGAUGCACAAACAGCGCCACUCGAGCACAUACAGUUGAGGAGCAAUUGUGCCGGUUAAGAUCUUCAGAACUAGCCACCUCUUCUUCAUCCAUCUCUAGCAAUUUAGCUGGCCUAAAGGACUUGUACGAAUCUGUUGAGGAUUUCCUUUCUACCCAUGACGGAAAAUGCCUACAAACAGUCUUGGACGGAUCUAUCAUGUUGUUGGAUGUUUGCAGCACUGUUACGGACGUUUUGUCUCAAAUGAAGGAAUCUGUCCAAGAUCUUCAGUCGUCCAUCCGUAGACGUUCAAAUGAAGUUGACACAUACAUUGCCUCCAGAAAGAAAGUUACCAAGGUGAUCCGAAAGUGCCUUGCAGAUCUUAAAAGAACUGCCAACAAAAAGAAUGACCUUGUAGCUGAUGUCAGUCUUCUAAAGGAAGUUGAAGCUACCACCCUAGCAGUUUUGGAAUCCAUAUUAUCAUUUGUGUCUGAACCAAAACAGAACAAGUCUAUGAUUUCUAAGUUGAUGCCCACCAAAGGUCUAGCAGUGAAUUUGGAGUAG
Molecule: messenger RNA, 576 nt
Organism: Papaver somniferum (opium poppy)
Lineage: Eukaryota; Viridiplantae; Streptophyta; Magnoliopsida; Ranunculales; Papaveraceae
Exons: 3
Coding region: 1-576 (191 amino acids)
Biological process (GO): root development; shoot system development
Source: RefSeq, a predicted model, not a curated record